AUGGACAUGAUGAGGAAAGAUUCCAGAAAAGUGAAGAGGACUCUUUAUCCAACCAAAACCAUCAUGACACGCAGCCAGUGUCUCACCAGCUCCGGCUACUUCCACAGGCUCCCAGCAGAGGUGUUCCACAUGAUACUAGAUAAAGUGUCUGUGCUGGAGCUCAGUGUAUUUAGCAUGGUGUCCAAAGAAAUCAGUAGAUGCGUUAUGGACUACAUCUCCACCUUGGCCUGGAGAAAAAAAAUGAUCACCCAAAACCACUCCAGUUGCCUUGAACAGGGAUCCACUAAUGGACCCUUCAGAAACCUGGGGUUAUUAUUCAAACGAUGUACAUUGUUUCUGCCAGCAAAGGAGAAGUUAAAGUUUAUCUUCAGCCAACUGUCAAAGAUCCCCUGCUUCAUGUUAGAGCAGUGUCUAGUUCCGAAUUGCAGUGGCUUUGCCAGGUGUGGUGUCUUCCUCCAGACUCUAACUGCACAGUGGGAUGAGCUGGAGUGUCAUAGAGUGUUUAACUUCCUGUGGGAGCACACAAACCUGCUGCAAAAAAUUGAGACAGUGAUCUAUGCAAAACCAGGAACGAGGUGGUACCAGGAGCUGCAGCUCCGUAGUUUCUGCCGUCAGGUUCUGCUGGACCCGAGGCAGAACCAGCCAUCAGAGUGUCAGUUCUGGCUAAUGCAACUCCUGAAGCCUUGGCCCAUUGUCAGUCAGGCUCGCUUGCUGUUCAUCCUCUAUGGACCGCUGAUGCCUGAGGGGACUCUUGUUUGGCAGGACCUGGUGGAGAGAGGCCUGUCCCACGGAGCACUGUGGGACCUGGCCACAUCCUUCCUCCUGCUCAUUGGCAAAAGAGAAGUCAAAGGCUGGACCAGCAACUCAAUGCUGGCAAUCCUGGAAGAGCUUAUUGUCAUUCCUCAGCCCUGGCAUGUGGAGAACGUGGCUCGUCUCUUGGUGUUGUGUGGCAACACUCUCUGCUACGCUGUUCUGGCCAACAAAGCCCUGAACGGACGACUCGCUGAGAUCUCCAGACUCAUCGUCUUCAUCAUACUGGUGUCUGAGAAGGACAGCUAUAACAUGAGCAAUGUGGUGAAGUUGGUGAUACGGAUCUGCAAGAUCUUUAGCACGUCUGCAGAAAAGACCGGCUUCAUCCAACAACUGGAGAACAUGUUCUCAGAAAUCACCAGGGAGUUCUUCGAGGUUUGUGUAGCAGGGAACCACCUUGAAAACCGGGAGGCUUUCCAGAGCCUGUGUAUCCUCUUGGACUCCAGUGCUCGUUUCCACACUAAACUCAUCCUUCAGGUGCCAAUGUAAGAAUGAUGCUGAUUGAAAGUGACAAGAUGUGGAGCAGGCGAGAUGGAGAAGAAACAAAUGGCGAGAAUAAAACAGAGUCUCUGGAGAGAGGAAGAGAGUGAUGCAGCUUUACAACAAAAAUGAGACUUGUG
Molecule: messenger RNA, 1430 nt
Organism: Solea senegalensis (Senegalese sole)
Lineage: Eukaryota; Metazoa; Chordata; Actinopteri; Pleuronectiformes; Soleidae
Product: F-box only protein 47-like
Exons: 10
Coding region: 1-1299 (432 amino acids)
Molecular function (GO): protein binding
Source: RefSeq, a predicted model, not a curated record